Lasiodiplodia theobromae is the source of this 2358-nucleotide messenger RNA. Its product is annotated as Metallopeptidase. Lineage: Eukaryota; Fungi; Ascomycota; Dothideomycetes; Botryosphaeriales; Botryosphaeriaceae. Gene Ontology annotation, molecular function: metalloendopeptidase activity. The coding region runs from base 1 to 2358 and encodes 785 amino acids. Gene Ontology annotation, biological process: peptide metabolic process. The record is from RefSeq and is a predicted model, not a curated record. Gene Ontology annotation, cellular component: mitochondrion. The transcript has a single exon.
AUGUUGCGGCGCUCGGCGCGACGCGCCUGGACAUGCUCGCAAUGCAUGCGCCUGCAGCAGCGGAGAUACGGAUCCUCCAUUGCCGCAACCGCCGCUGACUUCUCGCCCGCAAACCGCGCCGCUCCCGACGCGAACCACGACGACCGCGUCCUGCGCCAGAUCUUCGACUCGCCGCGAUUCUGGAAGGACUUCUCCGGCAACACGAAACAUCAAGUCCAACCCCCUUCAACUGGUCUCUUCCAGAACCGCUACCUUACCCGACCAGAAGGUUUCCAGCACUUCGCCGAGGUCACGCUACAGAAAUGCAUAAAGAUCGUGGACAAGGUGCUGACAGCCAGCACCGUCGAGGAGUACAGGACGCUCGCGAGGGAUCUUGACCGUCUGAGCGAUUUGCUCUGCCGCGUCAUCGACCUGUCCGACUUUGUGCGCUCGACCCAUCCCGACCCAAAGAUCCAGGGCGCUGCCACGCAAGCUUACGCCAUAAUGUACGAGUACAUGAACCGGCUAAACACAACAACGGGCCUGAAUGACCAGCUGAAGAAGGCGGCUUCAAUUCCCGAGGUCUGGAAUUCGUGGAGUGAGGAAGAACAGGUCGUGGCUCAGAUCUUGAUGAGGGACUUCUCAAAAUCUGCCAUCGACCUGCCUGAGGAGACAAGGCACCGCUUUGUCGACCUUUCCAAUGAAAUCACCCACACCGGGAACGACUUUGUCGAUGGCAUGGCCCCCGAGAGACCGUACCUCAGAUUCGACAGUAGCAGGUUGAAAGGAAUGGAUCCUGUCUAUGCCAAGAGCUUGACCAAGUGGGGUAAGCUUACGUUGCCCACCGUUGGCAUGCCUGCGAUGAUGGCAUUGAGGACUGUCGAGGACCCGGAUGUGAGGAGAGAGGUGUAUGUGGCCAACCGAACAGCAUCAAGGGCCAACAUCUUGAGACUGGAAGAGAUGCUUCAGAAGAGAGCAGAGCUUGCAAAGAUUUCUGGCUAUGAUACCUAUGGACACAUGGCAUUGAGUGACAAGAUGGCAAGCACUCCGGAAGCUGUGAAUCAAUUCCUGGGAGCUCUGGUCGAGGAUAACCAUGUUCAAGUUAAUGGCGAACUUCAGGAGCUCCUGGAACUCAAAAAAUCUGACGCGAGGAGCGACAACUUUCCCGGCCGCCUGAAUGCCUGGGAUCGGGAUUACUAUGCCCAGCAUCUUCUCUCGUCUCUCCGUACUCGCAUUCGAUCCCCCGACUUUCUUUGGUCUUUCUUUUCCCUUGGUACUGUCAUUCAAGGACUCUCUCGACUCUUUACAAGACUCUACGGCAUUCGACUAGUCCCUCACGAGACGCUGCCUGGAGAAACUUGGAACUCUGAUGUUCGACGGUUGGAUGUGAUUGAUGAGAACGAGGGCCACAUUGCUGUGGUGUACUGUGAUCUUUUCUCCCGUCCUGGCAAAAACCCUAACCCGGCACACUUCACCCUCCGUUGCUCUCGUCUGAUUUCCAGCGAAGAAAUUAUGGAGGCAGCCCAGACCUCCCAUCCCUUCUCCUCUCCCGUUGAUGCUGCCACGGAUGGCAUGGCUUCCGCAGUCAACCGCGCCGAUAAGACUGGUAACUCUUACUAUCAACUCCCUACCAUAGCACUGAUCUGCGACUUCGACACCAUCGGCCAAGGUCUGCACAGCUCCCGGCCAACCCUCCUCUCGUUCCGCGAAGUGCAAACGCUGUUCCACGAAAUGGGCCACGCGCUGCACUCGAUCUGCGGGCGCACGCAGCUCCAAAACGUCAGCGGCACGCGGUGCGCGACCGACUUCGCGGAGCUGCCGUCGGUGCUGAUGGAGCACUUCGCGGCGGCGCCGCAGGUGCUGGCGCUGUUCGCGCGGCACUACGAGACGGACGCGCCGCUGCCGUACCGCAUGGUCGAGGAGCGCGUGGCCAUCGACCGGCGCAUGGCGGGGGCCGAGACGGAGGCGCAGAUCCUGCUCGCCAUGCUCGACCAGGCGUACCACUCGGAGCUGCCGCUCCAGCCGGGCUUCGACAGCACGCAGACGUACCAUGAUAUCUACAACGCCCACUCGACCAUCCCUGAACCGGCGGGCACCGCGUGGCAGGGCUUCUUCGGGCACCUUUUCGGCUAUGGCGCGACGUACUACUCGUAUCUCUUUGACAGAGCGAUUGCUGGCAAGCUCUGGAAGGACGUGUUCCAGGAGGGUGAGAAGAGUAUCGAUAGGGAGGCGGGUGCGCGGUAUAGAGAGGAGGUGUUGCGGUGGGGUGGUGGUAGGGAUGGGUGGAGGUGCGUUGCUGGCGUUUUGGGACGGGAGGAGCUGGCUGAGGGUGGGGCGGAGGCGAUGAAGGAGGUGGGUAAGUGGGGUGUACAUGAUUAG